Messenger RNA from Bombyx mori (domestic silkworm), 2145 nucleotides. Its product is annotated as protein EFR3 homolog cmp44E. The transcript has 3 exons. Bases 322 to 1878 code for a protein of 518 amino acids. Gene Ontology annotation, biological process: protein localization to plasma membrane. Gene Ontology annotation, cellular component: plasma membrane. NCBI's taxonomy places the organism in Eukaryota, Metazoa, Arthropoda, Insecta, Lepidoptera, Bombycidae. The record is from RefSeq and is a predicted model, not a curated record.
UCCAAAGAUAUAAACUUACUGUUUUAGUUGUCAGGUGGAUAUGUUCAAAAAUAAAAUAAAAUAAGAGGUUCCUACGUAUUUAUAAACUAGCGUCAAUAAUGUUAUCGUGUGUGAUUGUAUAGAAACUUUUUGUGUCAAGUAAUUUAAAUUACAAUAAGCACAAUGCCGUAAGAGUUUUAGAUUUUUCGUUAUGUUUUCAAAAACAAUCAAAGAUGUUGAGUGGAUUGAUUCAGGUAGUUACUAGAAAAAACGCUAUUGUUUCUAACAGCUACUAUGGAAACGAAAUGAUAAUUUAAGAGACAUAUACUGCAUAAUAUUACUAUGCUUUUUAAAGCAAAAACGAUCUUGAGUACCCAGGAUUUACAAGACAAAAUUAACCAACUUCAUGUCAACUAUCUGCCAAUGAACUUAAAUCCAUCCUAUGAACGACUUAAAAUCAGCGCUAUGAAUAAAAUCGAACAAAUUUUACAUGAAAGUACUAGAAAAAAUUUACAAGAAGUUGAUUUUGAAGAACUGCUGCUUUGUGUUUUGACUAUUUUAUAUUUCUUUGGCAUGAGAUUGAAAAUUAAUAAUCUCAAAUCACGUAACUGGAAUUGGUGCCUUAAGCGUAAUUUUAUUAGGGCUGAAACAGUUUUCCAAGACACUAUAAACAAUUUAAGCCCAGAACGAAGUGAAAUCACCAUCAAAAUAACCUUUAAAUUUUUAAGUAACGUCGACUUAUGGCAGUUUGAAAGUUUCGUUGUACAAAUUUUGGAAGUAAUUCUUUACUACAACAACGGACAAACAACAAUUUUUAAUUUAAUGCUAUCAGAUAUUCAAAGUACUUUGUUUUCCGAUGUAAAAUCAGCCCGGCACCGAAUACGGGUCUUAUAUGAUCUGCUGAAAAGUGAAAAUUGGAUAAUUGAGAAACAAUAUCUGCUACCGUUUGUAUCCCGGCUUUUAGAGCUUUUUUCCUACAGUAUCGAAAAGAACGACUUAAAAUUGUCGGCUUACGGCUUUCUGCGAAAGGGAUUCGAAGUUUGCUUGCGUAGAAUUUUUGAGAGAGUCGAGAAUCACCAUCGGAUAUUCAUAAUAACUACAAUGCUAAAUUGGUUUUCGGUGGUAAAUUUAAACAGUGACCACGUGCUUGAGUUUUCGUCACUAUUGGAUCGUGCCGCAGAACUUUACACUGUAGAAAGUUACACAGAGAGUUUUGGUGAGGGUGUUUUUGAACAGGUUCUAGUUAAUUUCGUUGCUUCCAGAAAUACGUUGCACUCUUUUAUCGGGUGCCGUCUUUUACAGAGAUUUCUAGACAGACAGCGUAACGCAGCGUUGCUAAUGGUGCCCACUAUUUACUAUGAAUUUUCGCAAGCCCAGUUGAGACUUGGAUCUUAUGAAAGCUGUGACAAAACAUUCUUCCGGCAUUAUAGAGAUAAAAUUCACGAACAUUGUCUAGUGGCCGUUAAAACGCAUUGCCACAACAUAUCUAAUUUAAAGGUCAUAUUUGCUAUAAUUUGCUCAAUAGUAUUGGAAGUACCUUGUGGAUUGACAGCCGCAAUGGCAGCCUGUUUAUGUAUGGAAAUCCAAGAUUAUGCCCUCAACGAAGAAAAUUUAGUUGCGUCAAGCCGUUAUUGGAUGCACGCAAUAGUGAUUUCAGUGAUGUCGCUUAUCUGCUGGGUUCAUAAAGCUUCGGUGCUUUAUCGUUACGUAAAUCAAGUUAUUUCAAGAAGAGCAAAAGAGGCACCGCAUCUCAAUCCGCCUCUAAUGCAAUCUUACAAAAUUGGCCAUGGUCAUGUCACUUGGAAUAAACCUACACUUUUUUUUGAAGAUUGGGAAAUGCGUUUUGGCUUAUGGAAGCACUUUAAAGAUGCCCAGCCAAUUACAGGAAAUAAAGCUUAAAAAUGUAGCAGAAAAACACCCAUAAUGGACUUGUCACAGUAAUAAUUGAGAUUAUGAACAUCCUUCUUUACAGAUGAAAGGAUAGUCUCGAAUUUUGACCACGAAAUUACAAGUGAAAAUAUAUCGUGCUAUUUUUUUAGUAAUUAUCUGUGAGACAUGAUAAUAAAUCCUUUUUUUUUUAUUAUUCCCAAACUAGUUAAAUAAUAUUAUAGGCGUAGAAUAUGUAUGUGCGUUCCUAAUUAUAUUAUAGAAUUCUUGGAAUUGGUA